AUGCAACUUCUCUCGCUUUCUCUUUCGCUUUCUUGCUCUCUUACCAUCGUGUUGGCCCUGGUCGGGCUGGUCCAGUGCCAGUCAAUCGAUCCGGGCAGAGCAGAGAAGUUCUUCCAUGAAGGGCACGCGUUACAUUCUAGGGCCAACAGCCAUGCUGAUGCUGCUGCGUUUGAAGGCAAGACAGAAGCGAUUAUCAACUACAAGCAAGCGCUUGAUAGCAUGGGAGGACAACAUGCGGCGACACAGUAUUACCUUGGAACAUGUCAGCUCGAUUCAGGAAAGUUUGAAGAAGGCGUGAAGAACGUAGCUGCUGCAUUGAAAGCUGAGCCAGACACGUUUGGUCCUGAGGCAUUCCAAAGGCUCACAGCAGGUCAACAAUCUGUCGACAUGAUAUGCAGACAGGAGCCUCGUGCCCUAGUCACGGCAUGGGACGACGUGUUUGAUCGCGGCUUCCUGCCCACUCUGACAGCUGCUGCAACUGCAUUGCAAAGAGAACAGCAUAAGGAGAACGCCCCUCGGACGCUAUGGUUCCCUGCUGAAGACAUCUUGAAGGUCGGACGGAAGUUCGAAGAGCCGAAUGAGAGGGUUCAAGCGAUGAAAGAGCAUCCAUUACAUGUCGCCGUGUAUCACCUGUACAAACUCCUCUCUCAGACAGAAGAUUCAAACCGGGAGAUUCCUGGAGGGGCUGCGAGUUGUGGGUACGGAGGCGAG
This is a messenger RNA of Guillardia theta CCMP2712, 711 nucleotides long. RefSeq lists its product as hypothetical. Gene Ontology annotation, molecular function: protein binding. Lineage: Eukaryota; Cryptophyceae; Pyrenomonadales; Geminigeraceae. The annotation marks the transcript as partial. The transcript is spliced from 7 exons. The record is from RefSeq and is a predicted model, not a curated record.